AUGAGUGCAACAAAUUUAAAAAUUAUGCUCAACAUCGCCAGAUGUGGUCGCUUUUUUAGUAGUAAAUCAGCUGCUAUUACCAAAAUUCAUCGAAACAUUUAUCCACAACACUACCUUACCAAAAUAAUUCAACCAGAUGGUUCAAGUUUUACCAUUAGAUUCAACGAUCCUCGAAUGAUUAUUAGAUUACCUUUAGAUAUGAACUUAAUUACUGAAGAAGAGCGCAAACGCAGAAUUGAAGCAAGAAGGCCAAAACAAAAGGUCAAAAUAGUAGAGGAAUUGGAUGAUUCAUUUGACAGGACUAAGUAUCUCAAGUAUUUUAAAAAGUGA
This is a messenger RNA of Macrosiphum euphorbiae (potato aphid), 330 nucleotides long. NCBI's taxonomy places the organism in Eukaryota, Metazoa, Arthropoda, Insecta, Hemiptera, Aphididae. The record is from the annotation of a GenBank genome assembly.